Bacidia gigantensis is the source of this 939-nucleotide messenger RNA. RefSeq lists its product as uncharacterized. Gene Ontology annotation, biological process: SREBP signaling pathway; protein processing. The coding region runs from base 1 to 939 and encodes 312 amino acids. NCBI's taxonomy places the organism in Eukaryota, Fungi, Ascomycota, Lecanoromycetes, Lecanorales, Ramalinaceae. Gene Ontology annotation, cellular component: Dsc E3 ubiquitin ligase complex. The transcript is spliced from 2 exons. The record is from RefSeq and is a predicted model, not a curated record.
AUGAAUGAUGCCCCGCCUCUGGCUGCCCAACCAUCAUCAAGCAGCGCCAAUGCCUCACCUACUGCGAGUAGCCUUGAUGCCCCAAACCCUCCGGCUCAGCCUAUGAGCGAAGAAUCGCAGGCCUUGCGCGACCACAAAGCCAAGCUCUUUGACCACCUGAUCCGCAGUCUGGAUAUCGCCUUCUACUGCGAGAUUUCCAUCCUGUACUACGAGGACUGCUCCACUUUCCGCUUCCUCAUCCGCGCCCUCCCGCAUUGGUUUACUUUCACGCCCAAGCCUGAGCCCGCUCCACCAAUCCCCUUGACACAGCGUCCUUUCCUCACCACCAUCUUUGCCACAAACAUUCUAUGUGCUAUUCUCCAUAUCCUUUUCACGCCACCAACUGGUGGGGAAGCUGUGAGGUACUACCUCCAUGGGGGGCUGAUGAUGGAUUUCGUCGGCCGAAGCAGCCCCGUGAGCAAGUGGCGAUUACUGAGUUUGGAUCUACUCUGUCUGGUGUUACAGGCGGUGCUAUUGAGCGUGAUGUUUGAGAAGCAGGAGGAUCUGGGGUAUCAGAAUUCCGAACGGGCGGUGGCCGGGGAGGCGCAAGAUCAUGAUGCUGAAGAAGCUGGCUUACGCCGAUCGACAGAAUUACCACAAGCAUAUGAGCUGCAGGAUAUGCGGCCAGACGCUGAAAACUCGAUCGGGAUAGAUGCUGAAGGAGAAGAGGGGUUGGAAGCUUUUGGAAAAGAUGGAGAGUCUCAUGCUCUGGACCGGUUCUAUACAGGUGAUCACAAGAUUGUGGACCUGCACUUGUUGAGAGAUCUGCGCGCCCAAUGGAAGAAGCUUUUGCUUCCUCCCGAGGCUACAAGCUCUUCUAGAGUACAAAUUGUGGCCAUGGCAGCGAGGAGGAGGCUGUCAAGUACAGUCGGAGGAGACUGGACCUUGCGGAAUGGCUGA